Molecule: messenger RNA, 1830 nt
Organism: Malassezia sympodialis ATCC 42132
Lineage: Eukaryota; Fungi; Basidiomycota; Malasseziomycetes; Malasseziales; Malasseziaceae
Gene: PRP40
Exons: 2
Coding region: 1-1830 (609 amino acids)
Biological process (GO): mRNA cis splicing, via spliceosome
Cellular component (GO): U2-type prespliceosome; U1 snRNP
Molecular function (GO): protein binding; RNA binding
Source: RefSeq, a predicted model, not a curated record
AUGCGUCAGGUCGAGUACAAGAAUGCCAAGGGGCGCCCCUACUGGUACCACCCCGGCGAGCGUCGGAGUGUGUGGGACAAGCCCGACGAGCUAAAGACGGCGCGCGAGCGUGCCAUGGAGACCACAGCGUGGCGUGAGUACAAAUCGGGUGAGCGCAGCUACUAUGUGAACAAGGAGACCAAGGCAUCGACGUGGACGAUGCCCGCGGACCUCAAGGCCUUCCUCGAUACCAUCCCCGACGAGCCGGCGCCGGCGGUGCCGGGUCGCGCCCCCGCGAGUCCGGCAUCGGGUGCAGCGAGCCCAAGUACGCCACACACACCCACAUUCACCCAGACCGCCAUGGCUGUGGCAGACUCGGCGGGUACGGGCACAGCCGUCGUGCGGCCUGCGCCCACCCAGGCCCGUACCAGUACGCCCAUGUACGCGACGCAGGAGGAGGCAGAGAGUGCGUUUGUCGCGAUGCUGCGCACAAAAGGGAUUGGCGCACACGCGACGUGGGAGCAGGUGCUGCGUGACAUUAUCACAGAGCCGCGAUACAAGGCGCUGCGCACGCUGGAGGAGCGCAAGGCCACAUUUAAAAAGUACGUCGAAGAGCUGCAGGAACUCGAGGCGGCUCAGCGUGAGGAGAAGCUUGCGGAGCUGCGCCCUUUCGUGCUGCGGGCGCUGCAGCAGAAUGGCGGGCUGAAACCGUACGCGAGCUUUGCGACGUUCAAGAAGAAGCUAGAGCGACACCCUGUCUGGCGCGACUUUGAGGACGAGUCGCAGGCGCACGCGCUCUUUGAGGCGAUCCGCCGCGACGUGCGCGAGAAAGAUGCGGCGCGCAAGAAGAGUGUGCAGCAGCAUAACCGCUCAGCGCUCAGUGCGCUGCUCAAGACCAUCGAGAUGACGCCCAUGACGCUGUGGCAAGACGUGCACCGCACGCUGGUCGAGUCGGAGGAGUUCCGCCGAGACGCACGCCUGCAGAGGAUGCCGCCCGCCGAGAUGCUCGCGCUGUUCGAGGAGCAUAUGGUAUCCGUCGAAAGGGACGCCGAGCGCGCGCUCGCCACGCGCGAGGAGCCUGUGCGGCGCGAGCGCGAGGUGCGCGACGGCUUCCGGGCGCUGCUCCAAGAGCAUGUGGACGCAGGCACUCUGCAUGCGCGAUGUACAUGGGCGUCGUUCUAUGCGCAGGUACGUGACGACGAGCGGCUUGCGGCCAUGGCCGAGACGCAUGGCUCGAGUGCACAAGCACUCUUUUAUGACCGACUGGACCAGCUGGAGCGCGAGUUUACCGUGCACCGGCGCGAGAUCCAGGCGCACAUGCGGCAGCGGCAGGUGCCGGCUACGCAGCCGAGCGACUGGGACGCUUGGCAUGCUGCAUGCUGCGCGGACGACGCACCGCGCAGCGUUUCCCAGCUUCCGGUGCGUGUGCAGCGCGCCUUGUUUGAUGAGUGUGUGUACCAGGCGGAGCGCGAGGCGCGUGAGGCGCGUCGGCGCGUGGAGCGGCGCCUGCGGCACUAUGCGGACGAUCUGCGGUACGCGUUCAAGCAUGCGCACCCGCCGCUGGACAUCCGUGCAUCCUUUGAUGACAUCUACGAGCAGGUACGCGGGAUGCCCGAGAUGCAGGAGCUCGUGCGCAUGGACGGCGGCCUGGACGCCGCGCGCGGGGCGUGGGCCAAGUAUGUGCGGCGGCAGGCCGAGCGGCAUGCAGAUGCCCCUGACUCUGUGCCGGGCGCGCGCGCGCGCACCGAGUAUGCCGAUCUAGACGACGCGGACCCUGACCGCAAGCGCAAGGACCCCGUGCGCGCCGAGGAUCCACGCGCGGUGCGCCGCCGUACCGAGUACGAUAUGUAG